GGAAGACCAUCGCCUUCUGUUCGGUGGUCUUGGAGGGAAUUGAUACCUCCACUGCUGGGUCUGCGCAGGCGGUGAUCUUGGCACCCACCCGGGAGAUUGCAAUGCAGAUCGCGGAUGAGUUGGAAAGACUCGCAUGGUAUUUGGAUCCCCCUGUUGAUGUCGGCUGUUUCAUUGGCGGAGUGCCAUUGGAAGAGGAUGAGGAGAGGUUGUCCAACUGCUCCCCACAUGUGGUCGUUGGCAGCCCCGGUCGAACUUUGAAGCUCCUGAGAGAAGGGCUUCUGCUCACAGAUGCGCGAUUUCUAGUCCUGGAUGAAGCAGAUAAACUCUUGGACACCAACUUCAG
Cladocopium goreaui is the source of this 343-nucleotide messenger RNA. The record is from the annotation of a GenBank genome assembly. Lineage: Eukaryota; Dinophyceae; Suessiales; Symbiodiniaceae.